Molecule: messenger RNA, 246 nt
Organism: Heterobilharzia americana
Lineage: Eukaryota; Metazoa; Platyhelminthes; Trematoda; Strigeidida; Schistosomatidae
Source: the annotation of a GenBank genome assembly
AUGUUUAACAGGCCUCUUGAUAGUUCAAUUAUCCAAGUUUUAAUUAUGUUUGCCACCGCAGUACAUGUAACCUCAUUUCCCACCGCAGUUAUUAUAAGCUUACAUUUCAUUAUAUUAUUACCAUUACUACUUCUGAUUUUCAUUUUGAUUCAUAUUCUCACAUAUCUUGAUCCAUCAUAUUCUAUUACAGAACUUAUUCAUACAUUUUAUCCUUUGAAGCGUCUAAAAUCACCCAAAAAAAAAUGA